AGCAAUGCCCCACUCCUUUUGAUGAGAGUGGCAUUCUUCUGCAGAGCAUCCUGAGGUUUGCAGAGCACUUCUACGGUUUCCCUUGCUUAAGCUUUUCUCUCUCAGGUUAAAACAAACAAAAAUCUGAGAUUGUGAUUGAUCUGUACCCAUUUGCAACUUCAACUAUUAUUUCCUUGGAAGGGAUAGUGUCCUAAAAUUUGGAAGGCAUAAUGACAUUAUAAGAACCAUAUGGCUAUAUCUAAAUUGGUAAAUGAUUUGAAAAGCUAAUAAAAAUCCAAAGCAAAGAGGAAGUAUUAAAAAAUAAGGUGGGAAUAUAACCUCAGUGUCAUCAUAGUUUGGUUAUUCUAAUCAGGAAAUGACAAAGUACAGCUAUGAGAAUGUUACUGUUUGUUGGAUGGGUUUCUCUUUUGACAUUUGUACUUGCCCUUUCUUACUGUAGGAGUACUAGGGUAUAGUUGAUGAGGUCACUGAAUUUGAAAAAUUUCUAAAAGCAAAAGAAAGAUUAUUUAACAGUACAUAGCCAAACCAAUGAAUUCAUUUAUGGGUACUGAAAAUACAAGUACUACGAGUGCAUAUUUUUUUAAUGACAUAGAUUUUAUAAUGAACAUUUAUGGCUUCACUGGUUUAGUUAAGAGCAUAAGUGCAGGAUAAUUGGUUGCAGCAUUGGCAACUUUAAGAGAUAAAGUGCUGCUUAUGUGGCUGAGUGCCCAUUGGCUACUUAUUUUAUUAAACCACCACCACUGAGGCAGCACAGGUGACUGAUAGAAGGACAUAAAUACAUAUAUAAUCUUUACCUUAUCAGUGUCUCUCUUAUUAAAAAAUCAUAACUAAAAGUUAGCAAUGUUUUGUACUUGAACAUUCAAAAGAAAUUUUAAAUGUGAAUAAAAUCUCACUGUUAGAAUAUAAAAAUCAAUGUGGAUGAGUACAUCUGGGAUCCCACUCAAAGGAUUAGGAUAUUGAUGUCCCAAAAGGAUUUCAUAAUGAGAACAUUCAAGAUUAUGGAUCCAGAUGGUAGUAUUUAGAGGGUCUCUUCAAUAACUUCUGCAUACCUGAGCAUCACAUAGCGGGCUGUGUGGCAUCUCAAUAUAAUUUCUGUUUUUCAGUGUAAGCCUGUGUUUGAACAGAGCCUCAUCGUGGUAGAGGAUGUCAUUUCACCUCUAUGUUCUGGGUUGAGUUUUGUAGCUCUGAAAUGAACUUUGUGGAGUAUGUCAACCAAUAACAUGACUCCACAGUCCUAUACGUGAUAUAAUGACCAAUUCAUAAUAGAUUCAGCCCAAGACACAGGCAGUAGAGGAUCAUGAAGGAGAAGACCGUGGCAAUUACUAACAUUGGUUCAGUAUAGACAACCUUUCAGAAAAAGUCAUGUGUUCAACUGGAUUUUCUAGCUGGAUUCACUAAGUUAAAUUGUAUAUAUCUUCCAAACCUUAUAGAUAGUUUUAACCUUUAUUGAUUAACCUAACCAUGGGGAGGAUUUGUCUUAGUUUUUUAGAGUUCUGUUUUCUUAAUUCAUUCCUUAAUCUAGUUGCAUUAUCAUGAGUUUAGUAAAAUAAACUUCUGCUCAACUCAUAUAGAGCCUGGCGUCUCAUUCAGAAAGGAUAGCCUUUUCCCACUGCUCAUGGGAAAAAAAAGUGAAAAAGCAGUCUGUAUUUCACAAUAAUUUCUUCAACUUGAAAUAACAAUCUGUUCAAACUGUGCAUGUUGGAGGAAGGCAAAAACUACAGCAAACCAGUCAGAAACUUAGCCCCAGACCAAUGGUCAAAGCCAGGAUAGUGGGUUGCUGUCACCAGUCUUGGUAAUCUUUAACAAUAUCCAUAUAGUUCUUUCCCCUUUAUUUUUUGGUUUCAAGGUAAGGUCUACCUGAAAUAUUUAGGUGCACAAAAAACAAAAGCCACUAUUCCCAGCAGUUUUGCAGUGUGAAUAAGAACCCCAUGUCACAUUAUUUAUAGAAAGCAUUUUUUUUGUCCUUAGAUGGGGACAUGAAAAGUUGUGGGUUCAUAGGUAUUGCCUAAUGCCUGUUCAUGAAAAUCGAUUUUCCUCCUUGUGAAUGGAGCUGAUGUUGGUAUUUUAACUCUUAUUUAGAUUGUGCAUAUUGGAGGGAAAUAGAACUUUUUUUUUUCCUUUGGGUUUAUGUGUACCUCUUAAAUAUAUGACAGAUACAAUUUCAUUCUCUUUUGUAGCAAAGCUUCAAGAGAAUCAGCCUGUAGUGUUUAAUGAAAUGUAUAAUGAUUUAACUCUAUUAGAAUACAAUAAUUUUAACAAUUUUAUAAUGCUUUAAAUCAACUCUUGUUUGAAACAAAGUCUAGAAUUUUGGUGACUUUCAUUUUUGGCCACUUUGCUGGGUUUCUCAUUGAGAAGAUGUGUUGGGUGUUAUAUACCAUAUAAUGUUCAGAAUCUUAGAACUAUUUUUAGAUAAGGAGAGCCAGAAUUUUGAAUAUUUCAUGACUUCCUCAUUUAUGACUUAAAGGCUGGUUGAAGUUUAAUUCUUUGUAAGAAAAACACAUUAGUGAAAUUUCAAUAAAUAAUUACAGUCACAUGUAUAAUUAUGGGCAUUUAUUUAUCUAUUUUUUACAACAUAGAGUUUUGCUUGCUAUGUUGCCUGGGCUGGACUCAAAGUCUUGGGUUCAAGUGAUCCUCCUGCAUAAGCCUCUCAAGUAGCUGGGGUUAUAGACAUGUGCCACCAUGCCCAGCUGAUUAUGGACUUUUGAAAAAGAUGAGACAUGUUAGUUAACAAUGAACAAAAAGUGAUAGAAACUUGUCUGUGUCACAACAAUGAAAGAAAGCUUGAAGAAAGCCUGAAGGUGGUACAUUGGUUGGAAUGUAUAAUCACUCUGAAAAACCUAGUUUUGGUACUCUGUCUUUAAGAAAUAGAUACUAAUCUCAAUCUUUUGGUGAAGAAAAGUUGGUAUUUAUCUCAGGCUGCACACAGCAUUUUAAAGAUAUGCUACUCUACAUGCCCUUGUGUUUCAGUGCACCAGAAAGGCAUGUAGUUGUUCUCUGCUGCAUGUUAUAAAGAAUCCUUUAGGUCUUCUGCUGUCAGGUGGGCUCUGCAUGUCUCCCCACCCCUCCAAGGAAUUCAGGACCUGAGGAGCACAUUUCAGAGAUUAAAGACAGACUGGGAACAGGCCUGCAUCUCUUCUGUGAAAAGUUCUGGCUGCCUUGCCUCAUUCUCUUAAUGAGAUUUAUGGUGUGUGUAUGUGGUCAUGUGUCUUCAAUCAGAGUGUAAACUCCUAGAGGACAAGGACUAUUUCUUAUAUUUCUGGUUUGUAUCUCUUAUAGUUUCUGGCACAUGGUGAAUACAUUAUUUAUUCAGCUUGUCUGGGCAUUAUAUUUAGCAUGGUGAAAAAUAUAAAAUCAGUCAAUAGAUAAUUGUCAACCUGCUCUAUGUCAUAGGGUUAUUGUGAACAUAAAAAUCAAAAUUGUAAAUAUUGGAAAUACGCAUUCUCAUUGGUGACAGGAGUCCUCAUCUCGUAGCCAUGUGAACCGGAUAGGUGUGGUAGCAUAUGGGCACCACCUCUGUGUGCCUUCUGUUUGGAGUUCUCUGACUCUUGCAUUUUUAGUUAAGUGAAAGCUAGGUAGAUAAUUAUUGCAGUCACCUGAAAUGUGACUUCGGUUUUCUUGCUCGUCGGUAACACAGCACAUGCUGCUGGCAGCCUCUAGGAAGGGCAUGUGCUCUUGUGAUACGCUUCAGGGGCACAGCAAGGAGUGCUUGAAUGACUUUGUCUGUGACUUUGGUGCGUGCGUCCUGCUAUUACAAGAGCUUCCCAAAUGCUGUUAGCCUUUGGAUGUUCUAACAUGUUACUAACCAAAGGACUGAAACGAGAAGAGUAUUAGAACUAUCACACCCAGAGAUAAGGUAGUAUAUAGAGGAUACUGCCCCAAAGAUAUACUAUGUGAUUUUAUUCCUGGCCCUGCAGUUCACCAGCUGGAAUGACAUUAGGAAGUUAUUUUCUAUCUCCAGGCCUCUAUGCCCUCAUCCAUACAGUGGGGGUGCUGGAGAUGAGGGCUUCUCUCCCAGGUGAAGUCUGCCAUUCUAUGAUCCUGAUGAGGAGCAAGGGGUGAGAUAGAGCCUUUCUAUUUAUGCAUUUAAGAGUCUUACUGCAGUGAAGCUUCCUGUGUAUGGAAGUGCAAAUUCACAGACUUCAAAGUGAGAAAGACCUGAGUUCAGAUGGUUGGUAUUCAGCCUGGUACCAGCUGUGUGGGUCAUGCUUAGUCUCUCUCCUCUAAUCCUACUCACCUGGAAGAUGGAAUUAACCACCCAUCUUCACAGGAGCCUGCCUGCCUUUGGUGGGUGCUGAGUCAGUGUUCUCCUUUUGAAGAGAAACAGGAGAAAAAGGCCAUAUUACUUUUGUUUAUGUUGCUGCAAUCCUCAUGAAGUAUCUAGUAGAGAUUUCAACAUCUAUGUUAAUUCAUAAUUCUCCAAGUAGGCAUAGGGUAGGUAGAUCUGAAAUUAGAACGCUUUUUUUAAUUUGAAUUUUUAUUUAAGCAUAUCUGGAAGAAUGUUUCAAAUUCUGAUUAGAGUUUAUUAUGUGAAAUAAUGGAACACAAAAAAUAAUGUCAAUAACAGAAUAAAAACAGAAUCAUGGAACCAAAAAAAUGAAAAUAGUUUAUUCUGCCUAAUUUUGUGUAUUUGAAAUUCUUUAAAUUAAAAUGUUUUAAAAAGAAAAGAUGAGCUCUCUAAAUAAAAAUAUUCUUGAAAACUACAUAGGUGCAGAGGACUCAGAGGGAGACCUGAAAGAAACAUUUCUUAGUCACCCUCACUGUUUAUUUCCUAAGUCUGAGGAAUCUGCCGCGGGGAAGGAGCUGACCUGAGUGUCUACACUAACUGCAAGGGUGUUGAAGCCAUUGGUUAUCCUGCCUCUCUUCUCUCCUGUAGAACCAGCUUCAUUCUCCUGCCACCCACAAUCCAGAUGUCCCUGCGCUCUGAUGGUGCUGUAAUGGUUCAAGUCUCCAAACGUCCACAACUAUCCCGAUAUGGAAGCCGUUCCCCUGUUGCUAAAUAAUGUGAAAGGGGAGCCCCCGGAGGACUCGUUAUCUGUAGAUCACUUCCAAACACAAACUGAGCCAGUGGACUUGUCAAUAAACAAAGCCAGGACGUCCCCUACUGCCGUUUCAUCCUCCCCAGUUUCCAUGACAGCGUCUGCCUCCUCACCUUCCUCAACUUCAACCUCUUCAUCGUCUUCUAGUCGUCUAGCCUCAUCCCCAACUGUUAUCACAUCAGUAUCUUCAGCGUCAUCUUCGUCAACAGUAUUAACUCCGGGGCCCCUUGUUGCCUCUGCAUCUGGUGUUGGAGGCCAGCAGUUUUUGCACAUUAUCCAUCCCGUACCGCCUUCAAGUCCCAUGAAUUUACAGUCUAACAAACUGAGUCAUGUUCACCGCAUCCCCGUGGUGGUACAGUCGGUGCCUGUUGUCUACACAGCUGUAAGGUCACCUGGAAAUGUGAACAACACUAUUGUCGUGCCGCUUUUGGAGGAUGGGAGAGGCCAUGGCAAAGCACAAAUGGACCCCCGAGGCCUAUCUCCCAGACAAAGUAAAAGUGACAGUGAUGAUGAUGACCUGCCAAAUGUGACCUUAGAUAGCGUUAAUGAAACUGGAUCUACGGCCCUUUCCAUAGCCAGAGCAGUACAAGAGGUACAUCCGUCCCCAGUAUCAAGGGUCCGGGGAAAUCGAAUGAAUAAUCAGAAGUUUCCUUGUUCAAUUUCACCAUUUAGUAUUGAGAGCACAAGACGCCAGAGACGGUCUGAAUCCCCAGACUCCAGAAAACGGCGUAUCCACAGAUGUGAUUUUGAGGGAUGCAACAAAGUGUACACAAAAAGUUCUCACCUGAAGGCUCACCGGAGGACACAUACAGGAGAGAAACCUUACAAGUGUACCUGGGAAGGCUGCACCUGGAAGUUCGCUCGUUCAGAUGAACUGACGAGGCAUUACCGCAAACAUACGGGAGUGAAGCCAUUCAAGUGCGCGGACUGUGAUCGCAGCUUUUCCCGGUCAGAUCAUUUGGCCCUGCACCGCCGGAGGCAUAUGUUGGUGUGAGGAAUGCUACCUGUCCAGCUGAGCGUAAGAGCUGGAUCUCUUAGCGGCACCCAAUUCAGCAGGGCUGAAUCCCCUUCACAGUGUUAACACAAAAGGGCAUCACCAUCCCACGAUGUCUGAAACCAGAGCAGGAAAAAGAAGGCACACUUCUUUUGGUCUGAAGGUAACCCCCAUCAUGACUAGACGAGAACCGUCUUUACGCGGGCCUGGGAGCUCAGUGACAUAAAUGCUGAAGAGACAGGCAUUGUUUUCCGUGCUGUGUCCUCUGCCAUUUAAAGAUGUUUGUAGCUUGUACAUUUUCUGAGCUGUCAGACAUUUUGUUAUUGAUACCUUAAAGGUCACCUACCACAAAUUGAUGGCUAGAGCAAGACCUUUUAAAUUUGGAUGAAUCUCCCAUCAUCCCAUCCCUUAACCCCUUUUUACAGAAAUUUUAGUUACAAUCUGAGUAAGCUAGAACACACAUCCAAUCUGUUACCAGCAAGCAGCAUGAAAGUAGAAACGAAGAAGCAGAUGGAGAGGUCCCAUUACCUGCAAAGAAAGGGCACUCAGGCAGCCCUUUGCAAUCGCGAUGGCAGCCACUAGAUAUCACUCGCAACUUGUCAUUCUGCCAUGCCCUGAAGAAAACCAACAUUGAAUCUUUCAUUUGUUUGUCGUUGAUUGUUUUUGUUUUGUUUCGAUUCUGUUUUGUUCAUCUGUUCGAGCAGAGGGGCAGUUGAAGUCUCGUCCUGGUCUCUGCCCUGGCAUGGACUGGCACAGAGGUGUUCUGUAGUUGAAUAGGAAGAGCCUGUCUAAAAAACUACUGCCCCACUUCAAAUUGCAGUGUUCUGUCACCUAGGCAUCAUCUCUUCCUGCCCCUAGUAUUUGAUUACAAGGAACCAGGGGAAAAAAACUUUCUUAGACACACUGGCACCAAGGUAAGAGGUGGGGCUGCCCAGGCAAAGUCAGUGAACAUGAAAAAUCAGACAAAGCAGAGAUGGAAAUAAUGCGCCUCUUGAGGAGAAAAGCAAUAAUGAAUAAAAGGACUUUCCUACAAUAACUUCACUGAGGACUCACGUUACCAAUUUUCAUACUUACUAAAGGGAUUGUAAAAAACACCCCAGCAUUUUAGAUGUCUUGGUUCCAUUUACAGCACUGAGGUAAUCUUUCUGCUGUUUGUUGUCCUGCUUGGUUGAGUACCACAAUUAAAGAUUAUGCUCCCCUUUUCUUGUUUGAAAACAGUUAUUUGGUGACUAGAAAGGCAAGGGAGGCAUAGCCGGGAAUUAACUCUUCGGUUAAUGGGUCAGUUCUCCUUGGAACUGAAUCAGUGGAAAGAGAAUGCUUCCCAUAGAAAGCCCGACAUGGUGCUAGUUUCCUCUCUUGGAGAGCCAAGGAUAGGUGACUCUCCAAUAGGUUCUUCUAUACCGAUUUCAUUUUCUAAACUGUAUCAGGACCCAGGUGUCCUGCAUUGGCAUCUGCAGGGAUAUUGAACCCACUCAUCCUGUGCAGAGGAUGAGAGGAAGGUGUUAGCUCCAUCAGCCCCCUAAAAUUAUGAACCUUUUUGCAACUAGGAAAAUAUACAGUAAACAAGCAAUACAUCACCAACGAGCAUUCUUUCAGAAAAAUUACCAUAUUUUUGUCCCCACUACAAGCUGGGUUUUUUUUCCAGCUUUCUGUGGCUGAGGGGCUUGGUGAGAUUUUUUGUUGUUGUUAUUGUUGUUGUUGCUAGAAUUUUUUAUAGCUUAGAUAUAAAAGGUCUCCAACAAAGACCUUUGCAAUAUAUUUUAAUUACAAACACUUGAUUUUGGGAAUUGCACAUAUUAACCUCACAAUAUUACUAGCUCAUUUUUAAAUGUCUGGACAUUCUGAAAUAAUUUCCGGUUACUGAAUUAUCCUUUUUAGGAUCAUCUUCUAAUUCAGAUAAUCUUAUUCUGACGAAGCGAGAACUAUGAACGUUGAAACAAGGACAAUUUGUGUUGGAUGGUAUUCAAAAGGAAUUUUUUAAAACAUUAAGCAACAGUGUAAUGAUUUUCAGGUCAAAUUAUGGCUUCACAAAUAUGUGCUCUAUAUUGUCUGCCAGGUCUCAAAAAUUCAUCAAGCAAUUUCCCUCCAACAAGGGCUGCAGUUCUAGUGAUAAAUAGCAUCUUUAGCUACACAGUCUACUACUCAUCAACCAGUGGGUUUUUUUACCACCUGGAAAGUUUUUUUGUACUAUAUGCAACUCCUACUUCACAUUGCCUGUGACCAUUCAGAAUAGAAAAAGGUCUCUUGAUGCAUGCCAGUGUUGGUUACUAGUCAGUGACAGAGAACACAGAGAGGGACAAACACAGCCAUGAACCCCCUGGCACUAGUACCAGCACCUAGUUGGCAAGUAGUGGGUGCAUCCCUCAAGUGAAGUGUAGAUUUGUAUUUAGUCCUGCUUGCUCUCAUAAAAAGAGCCAGUUCUUUUCUCUGCUGAAAGAUGUCUUGAGAGUAUUACAGGUAGACUUGGUUUUUAGAAUUCAUAAAACUGACAGGCAGGGGAAGCUUCCUGAGUGACAGCUUGGUUUAAAUUUAGCACAGAACUAAAUGAGUUGCACUUUUCUAAUAACAUAGGAUGGAUUUGGGGAAGGGAACAUUUUCCCUCAUCCUCUGAAAGUGGAAACCAGACUGAGAUGGUAAGUUAACUGAUAAAACCUGUCAGCAUUCCAUCAUUUUCCCCUUUUGACGUAUCAGUACUUCUAAGAAGGGAUCUAAGCACAAUUAAGUGAAUUGAGUCCCUGGUCUAGCCUCAGGAACUGAAACUUCUUUGGGGCUUGUCUUGAGACGUGGCAGAUUCUCCUUGGUGAGUUUUCUAAAAGUAUUUCCCCAUGGAAAGGAAAAAGUGGUUUGGGACAGAAAGAAAUGGAAUGUCUUCAGUCAUGGAAGAGCCUCCAUUUCAUCUCAUGUCCAUUUCUAGCCUCUUUCAAAAAGCACAGUGCAUCAUGAGCAACAGAAAAGCAGUAGAAUCCUAAAGGACGUAACAGUUGUUCUGUAACUAGAAGCAUUCUUUGAUUUUAAAUUUGAAGCUGUUCAGUUUGCAGCUGGGGAUAUGUGCAUGGUUGGGAACUUAUACACAUAGAGCCAUUAACUACUUAAGCAGCUGCAGUAGACCUGAUUUUCUGUUUGCAGUACAGAGAUUGAUUUCAAGGGAGUUACAUUAUUUGAAAAGUUAUGACUUUCAGCCUUUGAGGUUUUAAGAAUCCCUUUUCAUGGUCUGAUCUUAAGUUGUUUGAAAAAAGAUUCACGCUUCUGCAUCCACCUCUGCCCUCGUUCUGUCAAUUGUGUGUGGACUCUGAGAAGCCUGCUUGAUAACUUGUCUUAAGUUCUAUUAAGGCAGUUAGACUGAGAUUUCUAAUGACUUUACCAUAAAGAUUAUACUUCUGCCUGGCAUCGUUUCUAUAAAACACUAUAGGACAUUUGUUUUCAAAAGCAGUUGAGUAACAGCAACAUAAACCACAUUUUUUUAAAAAAUGAGCACUUUUCAUUCACUUGAAAGCUUAAGUGGGAAAAAGGAAGAUGAUUGUCAGGGGAAAAACUUACAAAAUGCUACAGUGUUUACGAAUGCCAGUUCCAGGUGAUUAGAAAGGCUGUUUUCAUUAUGGUUCAAAUUUGGAAUAGCUUAUACAAAGAUUGUGUUCAUUUUUAUACAAUUCUUUUUAACUUUAAAUUGCCAUUUGUGUUUUAAACAUAAUUCUGCACUUUGGAAUCAGUUCAUUAGAAUGAUAACAUUUAUAUGGAUAAAGAUGCAGUAUUCCUUAUUCUGUACUUGAUUUAUUAUACUUACCAAAGCUGCAACUGAAUAAAUCUGGUGAGGUGAGGCCUUCAAAUGUAUUAAUACGCCUUUGUUAUGUUGUUAUGACUGCUUAGAAAUGUAGCCAUGAUGUUGUUCUAAAGAUGUCUUAACAUUUAUAGUGAGGAUUGACAGAAAUUAAGCAGUGUUAAGAAUACCAGCAUCCAUAUUACAGUCUGCGUAUAAGGGACUGAAUGUGAGGUAACUCUUAUGAAUCAUAAUAGGCCCAGAAAGCCUUAAUAUUCAUAGUUCAUAAUCCAGUCUCAGAUUUUGCUCUUCAGUGUUGCCUGUAAACUUAGCAGGUAAAUGUAUUCUAGUAUAAAACAUCAUUGACCAAAUCUCUUCCUUUAGUUUUUCUGAGGUAGUGCAUCCCAUUAGAAAAGUCUCUUCAAUUAGAUUUGGCUUUAGUUUAGAAAGGGGUUUGGUAAGUCAUGUCUUCCAUAUGACAUUUCUACUCAUCCCCACACUGCCUUCCACUUAACCUGUACAGACAGCCCCAACACAUGCACAUGUGUGUACACAACUGUAUAUGCAGCAGCCAGUGGGCUAAUAAAUAUCAGCAAAGAACUUUUUUAAAAAGAAUUUGUAAUAAUCCAUGCUGUCUAGAAAUGUGAGUUACUUACCUUAUUAGGAAACCGGCUUAUAAUACUAUAUAUGACUCUGCCUGCAUUUUAUAGUUAAGAAAUGUACAUAAAAAUUGCUAUAUUUUCACAGUUUCAUUAUAGAGUAAUGUCUGUUUAGUAACCCAUGUCCAUUGAUACUUUAAAUAUGCUAAUUACUGAGCAAUUGCAAUAGAAAUCCAGAUUUUCAUAAGAAAAUGAAAUAGAAGGAUACUGCAUCUUUAAAAAAAUAGAGUGAAGAUAUUUUACUGUAUUCGUAACAUAUGUGAUAGUGGAAAAAGUAUUUUCAAACUCACAAAUUUUACAGAGGUUGUAAAUAGUUUGAUGAAGUAUGUUGGGAAAGAGAGCUUCUAGUUUUCAUCACAAUAAAAAGAAAAAACUUGUUCAGAUAUGCCUUGUAUAUCUUACACACAAUGAGUGAAAUUGCCAUGGGAACUCUGUCCAACUUUGUCAGAGCAUGUUCUUCGUGUUCUGUUCAAAAUAGAGUGGCCACUUGUCAUGGUUUAGCCAGGAUGGUUUAAAAUAUAAUGAAGUCAUUUUAAGUUGCAAACAACUGAUUCCAAACUAGUAAUGUCUUUUCCUGAAAAGGGCAAAACAGCUGCACAGGAUUUUGCUUGUACUAAAGAGGAGCAUCUUACAAUUGUUCUCUUUUCUCAGUUAUCUCCCUCCUCAACAGAGUGUGAACAACCAUACAGGUGUUUAUUCUUGUUUUAUUCCAGGGAGACUGCUUUUAGGUAUAACUACAUGUUGACAAGAUUAAGUGCUGUGGAUAUGGCCACAUGUUAAAGGAAUCUAUACUUGCAAUAGGAAUAAGCUAAUGCCCAUUUUCAGAAAUAAAUUAAAUGCUGAAAGUGCCUGUCAGUAAACAUUAUGACCAAUGAGAUAUUCCUAUACUUUUACACAGCAAUAAUUCUUAAUAAGACUGGGUUUUUUCCUGCACAUGUGAACACACACACACAUACACACACACACAAAGAGUAAAUACAUGCACAUAGUAAAUCAAAUCUGUUCACAUGCCCACAAAAAAAGCUUGUAUAGCUUUCAAAUAUACCUAAUCUUGUUUACAUUAACAUUUCUUAAUUUGAUCUUUCUAACUUGCAGAACGUAAGAACACAAAUCUGAACAUUGUUUAUCUUCAGUGAACACUAUUGCAUAUGGUAAUUUCCGGAUAAAAAGUUGACUGUCAUUUGCCCCAAACUUAUGAAACAGUAUGUAUGAUUCAAAAAGUUUUGCUCAGUUAAAAACACCAAUUUAUUUAGUGCAAAAGACUGAAGGAUAUUUGUUUGCUUGUUCAUUUUAUCCACUCGUAUCAAACGCACAAAUUCAUCUUUACAUUUCUUCAUUCCCCUUUCCCCUAAUAUUUCCUAUUAUCAUCUAAGAAUCAUUUUGGAAUGAAUAUUGACAGAAUCAUUUCUCCCCAAAAAGUCUGUUGAAGUACCACUGACACUUAGUAAGCCUAGCCUUUAACCAUUUUUGCAGUUAGUCCUAAAAAUUACCAGAUACACAUUCAGAAGCUCACAGGUUUUUUCCUGUAAUUACUGUACUGCUAAAAGUGGAGUCAUGGAUAGAAAUAUACAAUGAGACUAUAUGAAUAGACAUGAACCCUGGAAAUUCUCCAACCCUGCCAUCUCAGAGCACAAAUUCACCCAAACAAGCUACUGAGGCUAUCAGUAAAAUUAUACUCAUGGAGAGUCACACAUCGGGUAAGGGCAAUUUUAAAAGUAGGACUGUGAUUAAACAUUCAGGCUUUAGACUUCCAUCAUGGACUCAGACCACAGGCCUCAAAAAAAACAUCCACUGUUUUCUCCUCCCAAUGUUAGAAAGAAGAAAAGGGAGGAGGAAAUGUACCAGGAUAAGGGAGUAAAAUAACCAAUUAAGUGUCAAAGGAAAGCUGCUGGGUUCCUUAAUCUCACUGAAGUCAAGUCUUCUGACUGGGCUUCUUUCCAUGUGUUGUCUGAAAAAACUAAAGUACCUUGAAAGGUUACACAUUCAGCAAACCAUGAAGAUAAUAGCUAUUCUUUAUUAAACACUGUGUGCCAAGCAAUAGACUAGGCAAUUUUUAGAUACGUUACCUGCAACCUGUACAACAUUUCUACACUUUAUGGAUGGGAAACGGAGGCAUGGGAAGUGUGGCUGAGUUGUUCAUGGAUGUAGAAAUAGUAAACGGCAGAGUAGGAAAGUGAAACCGCCUAUCUCUGACCUGGAGGUCUGCCUGUAUCUUUCCCACUCCACCACACUGCACGUGGGUGUCCCGAAACCACCUUCCCAGAUUCCUGACUCUCAGUAAUUUUAUUAUGGACAACAUGCAUGAGUAGUCAUCAUAUUUUUCAAGUGAAAUAUCGGGACAUGAUAUAACACAUGACUUAACAGUGGUACUGAAUAUUUGAAAUCAGGCCUUUCCUGGAAAAUCAUGCAUGAAGGAUCAUUAUAAACAAACAAUAGCAACCAGUUGUCUCCCCAAACUUGUCACUUUUCUCAUAAAUGUCUGGCCUGGAGCUCCAAAAUCAUCCAAAUACUUAGUAGCAUUUUAGCCUGAGUACACUUUCUCAGUUCCUCAACUCUUUGUAUGCCUUUCCACCAAUAUAGACAUUCUAGAAUCUGCUUCAGAUGCAUUUGAAAUUUUCACCCCCAUGGACCUAGUGAUUAAUAUCAGAGCCCACUCUUGCAGUUGGUAAUGGGGUGGCAAUCAAACAUUCAGAUGAUAAUAAAUGAGAGAUAAUGGAUAAUUCUUUUUCAGAGUUCUCACUUAACAGCUCUGUGUUGGAAUGUUUUAAAUAGUCUUAUAAAUAAUUUGUUUAUAGUAUUGUUGUUAGUUUAAUUGAAUUUUAUGUAAGAAGCUGUCCAACAUCAGAGAAAUGAAAUUCCUCCCACUUUUCUGUGUAGAACAAGGUCUCUGACAGUAUUGAUUCAUGGAAGUACUAAUGGACUUAGAAAACAUUAAGAGAAUGUCAUUUCUCAUAGUGUUUCUGUUUCUGAAAAUGAAUCUCCUGAAUUAUGAUCUUUCUCCCUGUUACUUGGCUGGGGAAAGAGAUAAAAGCUGUAUAAACAAAUUCUCUUCCAUGCUCAAAGCAAGUGUUCCAUGUGCACAACCUGCUGCAGACUGGGGCCCUUCUCAGUUAAUUGGGUUUCACAAGCAAUAAUUUCUCCACAACAAAAACCACAACUUGAAGUGAGUUGAAAAGAGAUGAAUAGUGGAAACAGUCGCCUCAGUACUUUUUCUUUCUGGAUUUCAUCUCUAGAAAUUUGAAGUGUUUGAGACAGAGUCCACCUUUGUGCAAGGCGAGAACCAAUAAAUGGACUCCUUGUGUGAAUUAUUGCAUCUUCUUCCAAAGCAGGUUCAUCAAGACUUUCACAGAGAUUCAUUUUUGUUGAGAAGUAAGGGUUAAUAAGAGGAUAGAAUUUGUAUCCAAAUCUAGUGAUAAAAGUGUCCAAGCAAUCAAAAAGUAAGAUAUUUUAGGGACAUACCAACAUCUUCCCUUUCUGCUAAUUUCAUGCUCUAAAGAUAUGGCAAAAAAAAAUCAUAGAAAAUGCUUUUGCCCUACUUGUGUUCUAGUUUUCCCAUGGCAGAAUUUUGUAAUUACAUCCAGAAUAUAGUGUAUAUUUUGUUCCUCAAACUUUAUUACAUUGGAUGGAUAUUGUUGAACUGGGGCACUGGUGCCUAUAUUCAAGGCUCUUUCCUAUCAACGUGUCUGUCCACGAUUUGUUGUGUUUGAAGCUUCAUUUUGAAAAAUCACUGUCCCCCUGUGGGGUAGUGACUGUAUUGUUUUGUUCAUGUCUAUGUGGGACACAUUGCAUCACAUGGCAAACCAACUCUCUGUGGAUGUGAGAUAAGUACUUAUAAAACCAGCUUGAAAACAUCGUCUUAUGUAUUAUGUCAUCCUGCAUCAUAAUGCAAUUAUGUGUAUCAUAACAUGCUCAUUUAAAAAAAGAGAAACCAGCAAAUUCAUGUUUGUCCAUAGAAGAAUGUACUCAGAACUUUGUGUUGUGAAACGAUGAGAACAGACCACCUUUAAGAUACCCACCUGCCACUUAAAAUGACUUUGUUAUAAUUAGUAGUAGUCUAGACGUUGUUCUUGGUGUGUGGGGGUCAAUUCUAACGUCAUAUUCUUUUGAAUAAAUCUCUCAGUCAUAUUUGAAAAAAAUACAUGGGAAUAAAGAAAAAUAUCAUCUUUGGCCAAAUCAAGCAGGCAUCUUUUUUCUUUUCCUUGACGUUUAGCUCAUUAUACGUGGUGAUUGGAUCACAAGAUCUGUCCGUGUAAAAAUACAAAAACAUCCUUUAGUUUACAAAACAGUUAUUCUAGGCUUGAAGCCUCUGAACAGCAAAUUGAAUAGAUGGGCUGCAUCUGAUUUGCUUUAUGGAUGUAAUUUUACAAAAGACUCUUGGGUCUCUGACCCCAGGGAGUUAAGAGUGCCCAGAGGAGGUCCUACACAUUAAAGGAUAAAGCCCCCCAAUGAUGCUGGCAAGCAAAUGUGUUGAGUUCUUAAAUCUUCAUUUGGUUUUCUGUUCAGGAUUUUAAUUGCAAAUGAAUUUAUUUCUCCAGUUUAUCUAAAGACCUAAUUUCCCAAUAGUUUCCUCUGCAUUUAUAUACUCUGUAGUGUUUAGGCAACCCUGUUAUAAGUUUAUUAAUAUUAUGUAAGUGUUGUUCUUGUAUUUAUGUAUAGUGUAUGUAUUGUAAAUAUACUCAGAGCUUUUUUCCUUUUACUGUAAAAUGGUGAUUUUUUUGCCCUAUGAUAAUGUAAAGGGAGACCCUCCUAAUGAGAUUCUCUCAGAGGAUGAUUAUUCCAGUCUAUUCUCAGAGAUUUAAAUGAACAAGUGUUAUUGUUUUUAAUGGUGUCUCAGACAUAUUCUGUUGGUGCAUUGCUUUUCUGUAUUCAACUUUCCUAUGAAUUGAGCUGUGAACUGAAAUAGAGUUUAAACCUUUAACUGUAUGCAUUUGUAUAAUUAUCUGAAUGAAGGCAUGAAGGUUAAAUAAAGCAUUUUGUAUGGAACAAAA
Messenger RNA from Gorilla gorilla gorilla (western lowland gorilla), 15431 nucleotides. RefSeq names its product KLF transcription factor 12 (gene KLF12). The coding region runs from base 4972 to 6030 and encodes 352 amino acids. The record is from RefSeq and is a predicted model, not a curated record. The transcript has 7 exons. Gene Ontology annotation, biological process: regulation of transcription by RNA polymerase II. NCBI's taxonomy places the organism in Eukaryota, Metazoa, Chordata, Mammalia, Primates, Hominidae. Gene Ontology annotation, molecular function: RNA polymerase II cis-regulatory region sequence-specific DNA binding; DNA-binding transcription factor activity, RNA polymerase II-specific.